Molecule: messenger RNA, 1578 nt
Organism: Magnusiomyces paraingens
Lineage: Eukaryota; Fungi; Ascomycota; Dipodascomycetes; Dipodascales; Dipodascaceae
Exons: 2
Coding region: 1-1578 (525 amino acids)
Biological process (GO): trehalose biosynthetic process; cellular response to heat
Cellular component (GO): alpha,alpha-trehalose-phosphate synthase complex (UDP-forming); cytosol
Molecular function (GO): alpha,alpha-trehalose-phosphate synthase (UDP-forming) activity
Source: RefSeq, a predicted model, not a curated record
AUGUCGCCAAUACCCUCCAGACCAGCGACUAUCAAUCAUUAUAAUAGACCCAUAUUCUCACCUGGAGGAACUCCAUCGUCAUCAUCAUCAUCUUCUUCGUUACUAGCAAGCUCAUCGCAAACUAAGUCAUCAACACCAUCUUCUUCAGGGAAUAGUAGUAACGUCCUCGUUAUUUCCAACCGUCUACCGGUAACGAUCCAGAAAAAUCUCGAUGGAACAUAUGAAUACGCCAUGUCAUCUGGUGGCCUAGUAUCUGCACUUUCUGGCCUUAAAAAGACAAAGAACUUCAAGUGGUUCGGUUGGCCUGGAGGAGAGUUUACAGAGGAACAGAAGCCACGCGUGCGUGACGACCUUAUGAAGCGAUUCAGCUGUAUCCCAGUUUUUCUUUCAAAUGAAACUGCAGAUCUUCAUUACAAUGGCUUCUCAAAUUCAAUCUUGUGGCCGCUGUUCCAUUAUCAACCGGGAGAAAUGAAUUUUGACGAGCAAGCCUGGGACGCUUAUACAGUGGCCAACCGACAGUUUGCACAGACCAUUGUUGAAAAGAUUGAAGAUGGCGACCUUGUAUGGGUCCACGAUUACCACCUCAUGCUGCUGCCGGCCAUGCUGCUCGAGGAGCUUGACAAUUUAGCUCGCAUCCGAGGUGAGCCUGUCAAGCGCAUCAAGCUUGGGUUUUUUCUCCAUACUCCAUUCCCAUCUUCUGAGAUUUAUAGAAUCUUGCCUGUGCGCCGUGAAGUGCUGCUCGGUGUGCUUUCCUGCGACCUCAUUGGUUUCCACACGUAUGACUAUGUGCGCCAUUUUCUUUCUGCGGUAACACGCAUUCUCGGGCUCCAAACGUUACCUAAUGCCAUUGUAUAUCGCGGCCGUUAUGUGACAGUUUCUGCGUUUCCAAUCGGAAUUGAUACUGAAAAGUUCCUCGAUGGACUCAAACAGCCACCUGUUGUCAAGCGCAUUGCAGAACUACGCCAAAAGUUUGGAGAUACAAGACUCAUUGUUGGGGUCGACCGGCUCGACUACAUCAAGGGAGUUCCACAAAAGUUGUUGGCAUUUGAGGUGUUUCUCAACAACCAUCGCGAGUGGGUCGGCAAGGUUGUGCUGUGCCAAGUGGCUGUGCCGUCGCGCCAGGACGUGGAGGAGUAUCAGAGUUUACGGGCACAUGUUAAUGAGCUGGUGGGCCGCAUCAAUGGAAAGUUUGGCACAGUUGAGUUUACCCCCAUUCAUUUUUUGCACAAGAGCGUUGAUUUCAAUGAACUGGUCGCACUCUACGCCAUUUCAGAUGUGUGUCUGGUUACUUCAACCCGGGACGGUAUGAAUCUUGUUUCGUUUGAGUAUAUCGCAUGUCAACAGGAUCACUUUGGCUCACUUAUACUAAGCGAGUUUACAGGUGCAGCACAGAACUUAACGGGAGCACUAAUUGUCAAUCCAUGGAAUAUUGACGAAACAUCCCGUUCCAUUUUUGAAGCCCUAACACUUUCUGAAGAUAGGAAAAAGGGAAAUUUUGAAAAGCUUUUUGCCUAUAUUAGCAAGUAUACAUCUGGGUUUUGGGGCGAGAGUUUUGUAAAGGAGCUCCAAAAGAGUUGA